UUCAACCACCGCAGAGCAAUGGCCGCGGCAGCUGAUGCGAAUUGUUAAAUGUUGUUUAAUUGAUUGAACUACUUCACUUAGCGCAUACUUUGAGUCUCUCGAAGUUAAGAGGAAAACAUUGUGAGGUCGCCGCGAUCGGACGCCUGCUCCAACACUACUGCGACCCAGGCAUCAGGAAGAGAGGAAGCUACCAGGCUAUAUGGCUGAGCCGGAGCUUCUGCUGGACUCUAACAUUAGACUAUGGGUGGUAUUGCCCAUUGUCUUCAUCACCUUUUUUGUUGGGGUGAUUCGUCAUUAUGUCUCCAUCCUUCUUCAAAGUGACAAGAAGUUGACACUAGAACAGGUUUCUGACAGCCAGGUUCUUAUUCGGAGCAGAAUUCUCAGAGAAAAUGGAAAAUACAUUCCCAAACAGUCAUUUUUGAUGAGGAAGUUCUACUUCAAUAAUCAAGAAGAUGGAUUUUUCAAGAAGACCAAAAGAAAGGUUGUUCCACCCUCUCCAAUGACUGAUCCCAGCAUGCUGACAGACAUGAUGAAAGGAAAUGUCACCAACGUGCUUCCAAUGAUCCUCAUUGGAGGCUGGAUAAACUGGACCUUUUCAGGAUUUGUAACAACUAAGGUUCCCUUCCCUCUCACUCUGCGCUUCAAGCCCAUGCUGCAGCAAGGAAUAGAGCUGCUUUCACUGGAUGCUUCCUGGGUGAGCUCAGCGUCCUGGUAUUUCCUGAAUGUGUUUGGGCUACGAAGCAUGUACUCAUUAAUCCUAGGCCAAGAUAAUGGUGCUGAUCAGUCGAGGAUUAUGCAGGAGCAGAUGAGCGGUGCUGCGAUGGCCAUGCCAGCUGACACAAAUAAAGCUUUCAAGGCUGAGUGGGAGGCACUGGAACUGACUGACCAUCAGUGGGCGCUGGAGAGCGUAGAGGAGGAGCUGAUGAGCAGGGAGCUGGACUUUGAUGGCAUGUUUAGCAAGGAGCUACCAAGUGGCAUCUUCUGAUGACCUGAUAAUUACUACUUAGAGCCUUCACUUUUAAUUUUGAUCAUUUCAGGGAUUUGUUUUUGGUUACAAACACAGAGAUGGGACAAAUCCCUCCAUGUUAUGCAAAGUUUACAUUCCCUUAUUUGAGGUCCUUGUCACAUUACCUUUCUGUUCCUGUUUGGGAGAAAUUAAGUGGCUUUUUGCAUAUUGAAAUGCAUCAUUAUUAGCUUGCAACUGUAUGCCAUCAUAAUGCCAUUAGGUAAUAGAAUGUGAACUACCUAGUGUGUAUUUUUUCUUAGGUCAUGCACAGCUAGCAUUACUGUACUCAUUUUCAUAUGUAUCAUCAACAGUGGGAGUAAAUACCAUUUUACAGGUCUGAAUGAUGUUUAUCUAAUUAUAAUUUAACAAUCUUUAACCACUCCUUUGUUAGACCAUAGAUAGAUCAUCUGUUCUGUGUCAGCUGCCUGAAGUUGGAUGUAAAUCCAGAACUGAUUAGGUGUUGGCCUGAGCAAAAUAUGUUUUUGUGAUUGAAGUGUUGUGUUUUUGAAGUAUGUAGAUGGUUUAUUUUGUAUUGUAACUCUCCUGUGUUUUGUACAGAAUAA
This is a messenger RNA of Scomber japonicus (chub mackerel), 1569 nucleotides long. RefSeq names its product ER membrane protein complex subunit 3 (gene emc3). The coding region runs from base 200 to 985 and encodes 261 amino acids. Gene Ontology annotation, biological process: protein folding in endoplasmic reticulum. Lineage: Eukaryota; Metazoa; Chordata; Actinopteri; Scombriformes; Scombridae. Gene Ontology annotation, cellular component: EMC complex; membrane. The record is from RefSeq and is a predicted model, not a curated record. The transcript has 9 exons.